Molecule: messenger RNA, 822 nt
Organism: Closterium sp. NIES-67
Lineage: Eukaryota; Viridiplantae; Streptophyta; Zygnematophyceae; Desmidiales; Closteriaceae
Source: the annotation of a GenBank genome assembly
GCGGAGGGGGUAUAGCAAUCGUUGAAUCGCUAAACAACUAGGCAUAGGGAAGAGUUCGGUCCAUCAAGGCGAUUGUAGAGUCUAGCCGUGAUGACAUGCGUCCUACGAUACCCUCAGCCGGUCGCCCUUGCUUAGUGAUAGAGAGAGUUCGCCGCGGCAUAGUUCGGUCGAUUACCAGCGAGGAGGCAGAAAUCUCCGCUCACGUGACGAAAAUCGUUGAGAAGCAGCACGGCAUCACGUUGCAUCCUAAGACAUUGCGUAACGCUUUGAAUGGGAGCGAACUUACCGUCAAACACGGGGGAGGUGACUUGAUGAUUUACGACUGCAUGUCGUAAAAGGGAGCGGGUUUCAUGAGCAAUAUGGUAGGAUGGACGGACUGCUCUCGCUGAGUAUACUGCAGGAUGAUCUCAACAGUACGAUUGAGCUUUACCAGCUUACACCCUCAGAAACUAUCUUCCAGCACGACAACGACCCGAAGCACAAGUUGCGUAUCGUACAGGAGUGGCUUAGAGAGCAAGAUUUUGGGGUGCUAGAGUGGCCGUCUUCCUCACCCGACCUCAACCCAAUGGAACAUUUAUGGGCUCAUCUCAAGAGGCAGCCGGCCAAGCCUUAUAAGCCUCCCACUGGUAUGCUGGACCUUUGGGAGCGGGUGCAGGAGGAAUGGGAGAAGAUCCCGGCGGAUGUGUGUACCCACCUGGUGGAAAGCAUGCCCAGGAGGGUGAGGACGGUGAUUAAGGCGAAAGGGCGGUGGAUUAGGUACUAGUUUGGGGUUGAUGUAACUUGCGCCUUGCGCCUGGCAGGUCCAUAUGUACCAAGAUUGUU